This is a messenger RNA of Ichthyophthirius multifiliis, 810 nucleotides long. RefSeq lists its product as hypothetical. Gene Ontology annotation, biological process: peptidyl-aspartic acid hydroxylation. NCBI's taxonomy places the organism in Eukaryota, Ciliophora, Oligohymenophorea, Hymenostomatida. Gene Ontology annotation, molecular function: peptidyl-aspartic acid 3-dioxygenase activity. Gene Ontology annotation, cellular component: endoplasmic reticulum. The record is from RefSeq and is a predicted model, not a curated record. The transcript has 3 exons.
AUGAAUACCACCUAAACGAUUUUUAGAAAUUCGCAAAAUUUAGAAAAUGCUCCUCCCUAAUAAAAGGGUUGUCCCGAAAUAAUACCUGGUUUAAGAGCCUAACCAAUAUGGACAAACUAAGAUUUAACUUGGAUAACUUAAAUAGAAACUCAUUUUUAAGAAAUAAAAGAAGAAGUAUUAUCUUUGAGAAACUAAAAAGGAUUCUAACCAUAUAGAGGGCCAUCUUGGACUUCAAAUAUAAAGCCAGAUGAUGGAGUUGGUAGAAAAUCAACUGAUUAAGGAGAUUGGAAUGUUUUUUAUUUAUAUCUUCAUAAUUUAGAGUUCACAGAAAAUUGUAAAAAAGUACCCAAAAUUAUGAAUCUUAUAGUAAAUAUGUUUCCUCGUCAUUACUGUCAUGCCUUUAUUUCAGCUAUGUAACCAAAUACUCAUAUAUUAAAACAUAAUGGUCCAACAAAUAAAAAGUUAAGAUUUCAUAUGCCAUUAAUAGGAGUAAAAGAUAGUAGAUUAAGGGUUGGAGAACAUAUCAUUGAAUAAUAAGAAGGAAAAUGUUAUGUAUUUGAUGAUUCUUUUGAACAUGAAGCAUGGCAUAAUGGGCCUGAAACUAGAAUUAUAUUAAUUAUAGAUAUUUGGCAUCCAGAUUUAAGUAAUUAAGAAAUCAAAUUUCUUUCUCUAAUAUAAAAUGCAAAAAUGAAAUUUGAAAAAUAAAUUAGCGAACUUGAUAAUGAUAAUUUUUAUAAAAUAAUAGAAAUGAGUAAAAGUUUAAUUGAAAAUAAUGACUGGUGGAAUAUAACUGAGCAAAAUAUUUUGUGA